Messenger RNA from Ictalurus punctatus (channel catfish), 6418 nucleotides. RefSeq names its product SUZ domain-containing protein 1. NCBI's taxonomy places the organism in Eukaryota, Metazoa, Chordata, Actinopteri, Siluriformes, Ictaluridae. The record is from RefSeq and is a predicted model, not a curated record. The transcript is spliced from 4 exons. The coding region runs from base 106 to 564 and encodes 152 amino acids.
CUCUGUCAUUACAAUUUACCAAAAAUAAAAGUAUGCGAAAGAGUCGUGCAGGAUUCUUCUUGACUUGUUAGCCUGUGUGGCUAGAUAGCUAGUAGCUAACUAAUCAUGGAGGAUGAAGACGUGUCCGAUAACUGGGAAGAAGCUGCGGACAGCGGAGAAAUCGAGAGGCGACUCGAAGCGAAGCUGAAAAUCAGUCAGAAAUCUGAAAGCAUACCUGUGAAGACGGGCGUGGUGAUUCAGGACGAGUCCCUGCCCGCGGCUCCGCCUCCUCAGAUCCGUAUCCUGAAGCGCCCGCCCAGUAACGGCGUCCUAACCGCACAGGGUGCGAGCGCUCGACCCGCUCAGCAGCCCAAAUCUCUGAAACAGAGAGAGGCCGAGUACGCCGAGGCCAGGAGGAGGAUUCUGGGUAGCGCCAGUGCUGAGGAACCGGCGCGGGAAAGAGAAGACUCGGACAGAUCGGCGUCAGAAUCUCUUCAGUUGAACAGUAACAUUAUUCGGCAACCCCGGGGGCCGGACGGCACGGCAGGGUUCCGCCUCAGCAGAGAGAGAGACACUGAGCACUGAGGACUAAAUGGGUCGCUUCGGUCAGGAUCUCUUGUCCGCCUCCUCCUUUCUGUCUGGGAGGGAGGACGUAACGACCGUGUGAUCGCUGUCUCGGUGUGUGCACUGUGAGUCUCUCACUAACGCUCACUGGGGUCCAGGCAGGAAUCACCGCGGUGUUCCAAUACGGUUCAAAGCGCCCUUGUUGACUUCCCCUAACGACUCGGACGUGCGUGAACUGUGCCGCCGAGCGUCCUUCUUUAAAUUCCCUACAGAGUCGUACUGGCUCGCUAACUCACUGGUUGACUAGCGUGCUAAAUACCUCGCGUGCAGUUCAGUAAGCUGCCGUGUACCGUAUGGAGCAACUCAAAAUGUAUAUAUUUUUUAAACACACGGUAAUCUUUUGCUCCUUUUUACAACACAGUUCGCCAUUUUCGUCCCUUUUAUUGAAAAGGCCGCGAUGCCUUCUGGGAAGUUUCGACUCCCAGCGUGUACGAUGAUGUCAGCUCGGCCUUCAAAGGGCCAUCCAACGGAGUUCAGUUGAGCUGAUGAAGGAACCAUACAAGGGGAAGUGGACAAGGGCGCAUUGGGGGGAAAAACCUCUUCUGAGCUCCCAUUUCAGACGACCUCAGAAGUUUAAAAAAAACCCACAGUAACGAUCGUGUUGAACAGAGUGUCUUUAACCCUUCUUUAAAGUUUGUCCAAAGAUGAAAUGUCCACAAAACUUUAGGCCAUGCCAAAGUGUGUGAGGAGGGAAGAGGCAGGUUUGACUGUUUAGCUCUGUGGGACAUCAACAACACACACACACACACACACACACACACACACACACACAUACACUAAACUAUAUACCCUGCUGAAAAAACUAUAGAAACCAUCACGGAAAUUCUACUGGUUUCCAAUAGAAAUACCAUAACAGCCCAUCAGCUGUUAAGCAAACGUAAAGGAAGAAACUUGAUUGGGUGAAUCAGAGGGAAAGGUGGACGAUGUGGACGUUUCAUUUUUGCCUGAACGUUGAUGAAAUAACAUGCAGUAAUACUCAACACAGCAAUAAUACAAACCGGACAAUAGACUCGGGAAUACUGCUGUAAAAAUCUCAAAUUAUUCUGUGCCUCUUUUUGUUUUCUAUACAUUUUUAACAUAUAUAUUUAUAUAAAAUGGUCCGAGGGAAGGGAUUUGCUCCUGUGUUUGUUGUACACUGACUGAACAGCGCACAUUUAUUACACUCUGUUUUAUUGACAACUACAAUUUAUUUGGGAUGUGUGUGUGUGUGUGUGUGUGUGUGUGUGUGUGUGUUUUCUAGUAGAUUCCGCAGAGAGACACGUUUCUGUGGCGUUUUAGUUAGCAGUCAGCGCUAAGCGUAAUCGCAGUGUAAUUUCGGAAGUCUUUUCUCUCGAAUGUUCUGACAAACCUGAGGGAGCUGCUGAUGUUUUGUUUCCGUUGUGUCUUUACAGGGUCUGUAUCGGAAGCAAACUGCUACGUGCUAGCUAGGUUAAUCAUUAGCCUCAAUCGUUAGCGGUACUUGUGGCCCAGUUGCCUAGCAACAGUGCCUCGCGACUUGAAGCAGGUUAAAGGCGCACGUGUGCUUACGUGAUGGUCGCCUAAAUGUGCAGAGAGGAUCGAUCUGAAAACAUUAACUUUGGACUGGAAAAGAAAACAAAAGCACUUUGCAGUGUCGUUGUGUAUCUACAUGAUAUCUGAUUAAUAAUCUCUUUUCUUACUCGAAUAAUUAACAGUUCGCAUGACGCGCCUCAGAGAGAACACAGGGAUGCUGAACAGUCUAGAAAGGCCAUGAGUUUUAGUUUUACUUGAGAACAUUUUUCUAUCUAUCUCUGUCUGUCUGUCUGUUUCCAUCUGUUUAUCUCUGUCUUUCUCUGUCUGUCUCUCUCUCUGUCUGUCUCUCUGUCUGUCUGUCUGUCUGUUUCCAUCUGUUUAUCUCUGUCUUUCUCUGUCUGUCUCUCUCUCUGUCUGUCUGUUUCCAUCUGUUUAUCUCUGUCUUUCUCUGUCUGUCUCUCUGUCUGUCUGUCUGUCUGUUUCCAUCUGUUUAUCUCUGUCUUUCUCUGUCUGUCUCUCUCUCUGUCUGUCUCUCUGUCUGUCUGUCUGUCUGUUUCCAUCUGUUUAUCUCUGUCUUUCUCUGUCUGUCUCUCUCUCUGUCUGUCUCUCUGUCUGUCUGUCUGUCUGUUUCCAUCUGUUUAUCUCUGUCUUUCUCUGUCUGUCUCUCUCUCUGUCUGUCUCUCUGUCUGUCUGUCUGUCUGUCUGUUUCCAUCUGUUUAUCUCUGUCUUUCUCUGUCUGUCUCUCUCUCUGUCUGUCUCUCUGUCUGUCUGUCUGUCUGUUUCCAUCUGUUUAUCUCUGUCUUUCUCUGUCUGUCUCUCUCUCUGUCUGUCUCUCUGUCUGUCUGUCUGUCUGUUUCCAUCUGUUUAUCUCUGUCUUUCUCUGUCUGUCUCUCUCUCUGUCUGUCUCUCUGUCUGUCUGUCUGUCUGUUUCCAUCUGUUUAUCUCUGUCUUUCUCUGUCUGUCUCUCUCUCUGUCUGUCUCUCUGUCUGUCUGUUUCCAUCUGUUUAUCUCUGUCUUUCUCUGUCUGUCUCUCUCUCUCUCUGUCUCUCUGUCUGUCUGUCUGUCUGUUUCCAUCUGUUUAUCUCUGUCUCUCUCUGUCUGUCUCUCUGUCUGUCUGUCUGUCUGUUUCCAUCUGUUUAUCUCUGUCUUUCUCUGUCUGUCUCUCUCUCUCUCUGUCUCUCUGUCUCUCUGUCUGUCUGUUUCCAUCUGUUUAUCUCUGUCUUUCUCUGUCUGUCUCUCUCUCUCUGUCUGUCUCUCUCUCUGUCUGUCUGUCUGUCUGUUUCCAUCUGUUUAUCUCUGUCUUUCUCUGUCUGUCUCUCUCUCUGUCUGUCUGUCUCUCUGUCUGUCUGUCUGUCUGUUUCCAUCUAUUUAUCUCUGUCUGUCUCUCUACCUAGCUGUAUGGUUGUCAGGGCUAAAUAAUUUCUAGGGACGGGACGUCUCCAUGGUUACCACAUGUCUGAGAGACGCCGCCUACGUGGUUUGCGGCUCACUACAGAUCCGCUGCAUCCCGAUUCGCCUGCUAUGAUUUUCUGAGUGUGGAUCUGUGGACACUUUUUUUUUUUUUUUCCCCAUCUAAUAUUACCCACAAGUCCUUGCUUGAGGGAUGGAGGAGGAGUUUUGUGACGGUUCGCGUCGCCGAAUUCAACCUGCAAACACGGCGGCCGAGUGUACCGUCGGUGAUGCGUGUUUUAGAGAGGUGUACGCUAUGAUGUCCAGAAAACAACAGUUUUGUUUUUUUUUUUUUUUCUGCUUGAUAUCAGCAGAAAGAAAAACCCACUCCUGGCCUUUCUGUAACGAUGGAGGUGAUUUGUUUUAUGUCAGAUCUGUGUAGAUCGAGAAUGACUAUCAGCAAGCGUUGUUUAAUUAAAAUAUCAAAUAUGUGUUUUACCAAGAGCAGGUGGUGAUGUAGUGAUAACACUAGGCAUGGCUCGCGUGUUCUAGCGUUAAGGACCGAGUUAUAAAGACUUUUUUUUUUUUUUUUUUAGCUGCUUAUCCUGGCUUAGUUAAAUGACUUGAGUUCUGUGAGAGCGGUUAGUACAGCUACAAUCUCACAGAAAUCCAUCUUUUGCCAAACGCACUGUUAGCCGUGUGUGUAGAGCUGUUGUUGAUGCCGGAGAUGUUCAUUUGCAGCUUGUGAGCUUUACAGCUGUGACCCGGAUUUCAGCAGGUAUCAUUUCACGGCCCUUCUCUUGUGCGUGUUUAUGGUUCUUAUGACACAAAUCUAAACCGGGCCUGGGAUCUAAACCGGAGGUGCUCGGACGUCUUGCGGCAGCAGCCCUUUAACUGUAAAAUAAGUUCCAGUGAAAUUCCUCAGAACGGAUUUAUUUUAUAAUCCCAGUAUCAUGCUGGUUAUUUAAACGUGAGCAGCGAAAAAGCAUCUGUCUGUUUUAUUAGAGCCGUAGAGCGUUCUACAGACACGUGGUGGUUUUCAGCUGGACGUGACUUCUAGGCCUCGGAGUUGUUUUUGUAGUAUUGUGGUCUGAAUUAAACCCGUCUAAUAGCUCUAGUAGGAUUUCAUUUCCGCCACUAUACCAAAACAGAACGAACAAACAAAACCCGGACCCUGUGCUGUCUUACACGCUCCGUUAGAAAAGGUUCGCUGAAAAUAAAUGCCAUCAGAGUCGUUUUCCGUGUCGCGCUGUUCCACCGCUUGUUUCAGUCAAGCACGAGGGUCGAUGGGAUUGAAGCACUGCGUCCCUCCAGGAUUUUGCCAUCGCGGAAAUGAACGCAAAAUCAAGCAAACGCCACAAUACUCGGAGGAGCUCGCAGUUUUUCAAAAUGACCGCAGGUUUUGGCCGAGACGCGUCAUGUGACUUCAUCACGAGGCGCGUUCAGACGAAAACGCCCACGCUGAUUCACAUGCGUCGAUCGUGAGUGCAGCUGAAAGCUCUCAUUUACCAACAGUCGUUUUUGCCAAUUCAAGUAGUUUUCCUUAAAAAAAAAAAAAAGGCACGUAAACUCAGCAAGUUACAUCGCAAAUUCUGAAAAAAGCCACAGCAAAAUCGAGCGUUUUCGCCGCAACAUUCACAAAAAACUCAGCGUCAUCCUGUACGGGCUGAUUAGAGGAGAACUUCACUUAUAAAUGAAAACUGUACUAGUCUGGAUCCCUAGGUACGGUCACACUGAUGUCCCCUUAACCUUAUCUAUUACUUAAAUGUGUGUGUGUGUGUGUGUGUGUGUGUGUGUGUGUGUGUGUGUGCAGAUUUCCUCUGCUGUAUCAGAGAGUAAUAUUUACCCAAUAUUUACCCAAGCCUCACCUUUGAGCCCAGAUUAAUCCUGCUUUUAGACUAAAGACUCACUUCCUCCAGUCAGAGACGAGUGUUGAUCUACACACAGGAAACUGCUGCUGCAGAAAACUCCACAAGCCUCUUUCACUUCCCUUUCACUGACCUGAAACUCACAACAACAGAACACAGAUUGUGUAUUCAUGAUUUUCUUCUCCACUCGGUGUUGGUGUGAGUGCGGUUUUAUUUUCAGAGCUCUGGCGUGUUCACACCCGCCGUACAGUUACAGCUCUGAAUCCACAUCUAACACUCCUGAUCCGGAUCCAGACCCGCGUUUACGAACAAACCGCACACGUAGCUGCGUGUAGCCGGACGAUGAUCACGUGUCUCACGUGAUCCACUGCAUUUGGGAUAAAGAGGGGAAAUUGUGGGCUCUUUUUUUUUUUUGCAAAGUGAUCUAGAACGUGACGUAUUUCGUGGUUGUCUUCUCCUUAAGAUGGAAUCUGAUCCUAGUCCCUGAAAUGUUCUGAUGUCCCCUCGCAGCAGGUGAAAGUGAGUGGAUUUUAUAACGCUAAUACUCCAAAAAAACUAUAGACCUCAGAUCUCUGAGUACUCGCGGUCGCUCGUACAUCACCACACUCGCAGCUUCAGCAUAGCAAAGCACUGCCUACACACAACGACCGACUCUAGAGCCCUUACAGGUUCUCCGGUUAUCACACUGGAGGAAUUCUUAAAGGUUUGAUGGAGAUCAGAAGGUGUUCCUAAGAACCCUUAACUAUACAGAAGAACCCUUAUUGUUUUCUGUUUUGAUAUUUAAUCCGCUUGUGUUUUUGUUUAUGUGUCAGGAGUUCUCUGCUCAUUCCCGUCUCAUACUCACAAACUGCAUAUUACUGUGACUGGAGAUGUUUAGCGAGGAUUCACAAACAAUAAUUAAGUCCGUCGUGAGGAUCUGCGCGAGGAAGUGUUUAUUUCCCACAAUCCUUUGCCUUAUUUACGGCAUGUUGUCUGGUGUCAUCUUUACUGUUAUGACGUGACGUGGCGUUCCUGUCCGAUCCCUCCAUCCGUCUGCUCAGAAAUAAACUUUAUUCUGGAGUAUUAUC